AUGGCUCUCAAUACGGAAGUGCAGUCGCGUCUCCGCGAUAUUGUAGACAAAGCCUGCGAAGAUCAAAAGUCCGGUAUUCCCGGGACCACCGUCGUGGUCGUUGGUAAAGAUGGCAAGGAACUAUUCGCCCACUCUGCUGGUAAGCGAGGGACGGGAUGCGAAGAGCCCAUGACAUUGGAUAGCAUAUUCUGGAUCGCAUCUUGUACUAAGAUGCUGGUUGGUGUUGCCUGUAUGCAACUGGUUGAGCAGGGCGUCCUCAAUCUUGAUGAUGUGGAGCAGACAGAGGCGCUUUGCCCUGAACUAAAGAGUCUCAAGGUGUUGAAGCCAGAUGGCAGUCUUGAGGACAAGAAGAAUGGAAUUACCCUGCGCAUGCUGUUAACCCAUACUUCCGGGUUCGGCUAUACAUUUUUCAAUGAGAGACUGAAGCAGUGGUCCUACCCGGUUGGCAUGGACGAGUUCUCUGGACGGUUCGAAGACAUGAAGCGACCUCUUGUAUUCCAGCCCGGCGAAGGCUGGGAAUAUGGCGUUGGUAUCGACUGGGCGGGAAUGGUACUGGAACGCGCGACCGGCCUGAAGCUGAACGACUACCUAACAAAAAACAUCUUUGUGCCCCUUGGAAUCAAAGAUAUUUCCAUGGUUCCGAGCAAGGACAUGCGCCAGAGGCUAGCGUAUAUGAAUAGUCGAAGUCCAGAUGGCACUCUGGCACCCCGAGAUCAUCUUCUUCGAGCACCACUGGUUGUUGACCUGGAAAAUGACGCUGAAGUUGCUAGAAUAUUCAACAGCGGCGGUGCGGGUAUAUUUGCCAAGCCACAGGAAUAUUGCAAGGUCCUCGCUGUGCUGUUAAAUGAUGGAACGUGCCCUACGACGGGCAGCAAAUUGCUUCGCAAGGAGACUGUCGACGAGAUGUUCUCCAAUCAGAUCCCCCAGUUCCCUAACUACAGUCGCCAAAGUAUCCCCGCUGCCAAGCCGGAGCUUACAAACCAGAUUCCAGAGCUUUAUCCAGUUUCUGGAAACCCACCCCAGGGUUGGGGCCUGACGUUCAUGCUGAGCAAUGGUGGUCCUACAGGGCGAUCGAACAGCACAGGACACUGGGCUGGGCUAGCGAAUAUAUGGUGGUGGGCGGACAGGGAGAAGGGUGUUGCAGGGAUAGUUUGUACACAGAUUACACCGUUUGGGGACGCUAAUGUGCUUGGGUUAUGGGGAGCAGUCGAGGUUGAGAUAUACAAAGCUCUUGCCUAA
Molecule: messenger RNA, 1239 nt
Organism: Penicillium vulpinum
Lineage: Eukaryota; Fungi; Ascomycota; Eurotiomycetes; Eurotiales; Aspergillaceae
Product: serine hydrolase domain-containing protein
Exons: 3
Coding region: 1-1239 (412 amino acids)
Source: RefSeq, a predicted model, not a curated record